UUCUAUGUACAUUAUAUUAAUAUAUGCAUCUUUUCUCUCUAAUAAAUACUUAAAAUGAACCAAUGGGAUGAAUUUUCCGGCGAGCAACAGCCGUCUCGGAUCAAACGUUCACUCCAAGGUCCUCGUCCACUUCCUCUUGAAGUCGACGAAAGAACUCACACAAUCAAGAAACUGCCGGCGACGCGUCAACCGGUCAGCAUCUACGCCGUUGCUCCCAAAGUCAUUCACACUACAGCAAAUGAAUUCAAGGGUGUCGUCGAAAGACUCACCGGCAACUUUUCCGGGGACUCUUCUCCGGCGGAAAGUCUUGCGGCGAUCGAAAAAACCAGUCCUUCGGGGAGAGAAAUGGGUAAGUUUCCGGGGAUAUUGUCGCCGGCAAGUUUGCCGCCGAUUUCUUCCGGAAUGUUUGCGCUGACUGCUAGCCAAGCUGAUGUAAUGGAAGUACAGGUAGACUUUCCCGGAGGAAACUAUGGGCUGUUUGACAUUGAAGAGUUACCAGGCCUAAUGAAAAAUGUUUUGGAACAUAAAUUACCAAAGUCAAAAUCUGUAGCAAUAAGGAAUGUCAGAGUUAUGCUUAUAAGGAAGUCCAAACUCCCUGAGAUUCCAGAUAAUCUAAGUUUCCCUGAUCUGGAAAAUUUGAUUUUCAGGAUAUCAAACCUUGACAUGAUACAUCUUCCUUCACUCUUUGAGCGAAUGCCAGCCCUAAAAGUCCUUGAUAUGUCAUACACAAGUAUAAAAGUUUUGCCGCCUUCAGUUUCCAAACUGAUUAAACUUGAAAAACUCGUUUUGCAAUGUUGUGAACAUCUUAUGGAACUUCCACAUGAAAUUGGUGCACUUGGGAACCUCAAGGUAUUGGAUCUUUCUGGUUGUGCAAAUUUGGCUGCAAUUCCUGAGUCCAUUGAUUUUCCUGAGAGUCUCUGUUCUCUGGAUUUAAGAGAUUGUAGAUGUUUGACAAAUCUACCAGAAAGUAUAAGGAAGCUGAGAUCUCUUAAUUCUCUCUCUCUCUCUGGUUGCUCAAACCUACUUGAGUUUCAUGCCUGUGAAGUUUCUAUAAACAGAUUAUCAACUUCCAGACAAGCUGAUACGAUGGAAGUGAAGCUAGACUUUAAUGAACGUGACGGUACUCUGUUCGACAUUACAGAAUUACUUGGUCUAAUGAAAAAUGUUUUGGGAUAUCAAUUAAUGAAAUCGAAAUUUGUAGCAGUAAUGAACCUUAGGGUGAUCCAUAUGACGAAUUUCAAAUCCAAAUUCCCUGAGAUUCCAGAUAACAUUAGCUUCCCACGUCUUGAAGAGUUAUACCUGCAAUCAAACCUUAAUUUGAGUCAUAUUCCCCCUUCAGUCUUUGAGCAGAUGCCGGCCCUUAAAGUCCUAGAUAUGUCAAACACUAGUAUUAAAACUUUGCCACCCUUGGUUUCUAAACUGAUCAAACUUGAAGAACUCCAUUUGCGAUGUUGUGAACUUCUGCUGGAGCUACCACAUGAAAUCGGCACACUUAGGAAUCUUAAGGUAUUGGAUCUGGAAGGAACUGAUCUUGUUUGUUUGCCAGAGGAACUCGGGGAGCUCUUUGAAUUGAAGUGUUUAAAGGUUUCCUUGUGUGAUGCUGAUAGCUGCCGGAAGAGAAAGGAUUUGGUUAAUAUAAUUCCGAGGAAGACAUUAUCAAAGCUCACUCAGUUGGAGGAGCUAAGCGUUGAUGUUGCUCCACAGGAUAUAUGGUUCAAUGCUUCAGCAAAAGCAAUAAUGGAAGACCUGCCUAACCUCAGAAAGCUGAAAACUCUUAAGUUGUAUUUGCCAACUACUGUGCUUUUUCAGAAACUCCUGGAACUCAAGUGGAACAAAGACGAGUUGCCUAUAUACCAAAAUUUAUCAAACUUUAAUUUUAUUAUUGGUCCUCAUGCUCACCGUUUCAUAUCACGUCUACCACGUAACCUUGAAGAGGAGUUCCUGAAACUAAAGAAAUGUCUAAAAUUCAUCAAUGGCAAGGACAGCAUGACUACAUUUUCUGAAGCACUGAAAUACGCCAAUGCUUUGUAUCUAGAUUGCCACUGGACUAUUCAGAAGCUCUCUGUCUUGAAAUUAGAGGAAUUAAAUGAGCUGAAGUUCUGCUUGUUGGUGGAUUGCAAUGAGAUGCAAACCAUUUUUGAUGGUACUGACUUUAAUCACAAGGUAGCUAAUAAAGGAGACACUUGCCAUUCAUUGCAGUAUCUGGCCAUUCAUUACCUGAAGAAUCUAGAGGUAAUCUGGAGAGGGCCUGGUGUUGACUAUUGCUUGCAGUCUUUAAAGGUAUUGGCUCUGCAUAUGUGCCCAAACUUGACUACUAUAUUUACCCAGGUGCUUCUAGGAGACCUAGUAAACUUGGAAGAGAUAAUAGUUGAAGAUUGCCCCAAAAUCAAAACUUUAGUAGAUGCAGACUUAACUCUCCCCAGUUUGAAAAAAUUAUCGCUUUUGUAUCUGCCUGAGUUGGUGAGCAUAUCUAGUGGCUUGAGCAUUGGCCCAAAACUAGAAAGCAUUGUGAUUUACGAUUGCCCAAAGUUGAAAAGGCUUCCUUGUGUGGGAGAGUGCAGUAAGGAGGUGGUCGAAAUUCAUGGAGAGAGUGAAUGGUGGAAUGCUUUAGAAUGGAGCAGCAGCCAACCUUAUACAUUUUCUGAACUAGACAUAGACGGAGAUUUUCUGGAUGAGUUGGCACCAAAGUAUGAAGAUUCCCUGCAUGUUCCGGAUAUCACACAAUGCCAAUCAACAGGGAAGCAAACGAUCAGAACCGAGCCUAGUUCUGCCCCACCAGAAAAAGUUUUAACUUUUUCUCGAAACGAGCUGAGCCGAUUCGAAUCUUCUGACCGAAUUGUAAAAGAGAUUCAAGAUUUGCAGGAUUUAUUUUUAUGAUUAUUUUUUAUGUUUAAAUCAUUAAAUUUAUCUUGAAAUAUGUAUAAAAACAUGUCUCGAUUUUUUUAAUGACAACGGAUUGAAAUUUUUUA
Messenger RNA from Daucus carota subsp. sativus, 2969 nucleotides. RefSeq names its product disease resistance protein RPV1. Gene Ontology annotation, molecular function: protein binding. Bases 55 to 2877 code for a protein of 940 amino acids. Lineage: Eukaryota; Viridiplantae; Streptophyta; Magnoliopsida; Apiales; Apiaceae. The transcript is spliced from 3 exons. The record is from RefSeq and is a predicted model, not a curated record.